UGCUGAUCAAAUGCUGGAAAUGAAUGACACAACUUACAUUCCUUCUGUAAGUGAUGAUACAAAUGAUGAUUGUGCUACUAAAAAUGAAACAGGUUUUAGUGCAGUUGCUAUCAAAUUCGGUGAAAUAGUUAUGAAAAUAUUCAUGAAAUCUUUGGAUGUUAUAGACGAAGAUACAAAAAAUGAUCGUGGUCAAUUAGUUAAAAAAGCAAAAUUAUUGUUUGAAAUAAAUGAUACUGGUGUUGGAAUUUGUUCUAAAUUUAUGCAAGGCAUCUGGGAAAGUUUUUCAAAGAUCGAUACUUCAGUAAUUGGGCAACAUAAUGGUGCAAGUCUUGGUUUGUCAAUUAGUAAGCAGUUGGUAGAAAUUAAUAAAGGUGAAAUUGGUGCAGAAAGUCGAUUAGGAAGAGGAAGUAAAUUUUGGUUUACAUGGAAUAUUGAAUUAUUACCAAUAUCUGCUAUUUCGAAAUUUGUUAAUGACUCGUCAUCAAUAUUAUCGUCAAAUGAAGCAAUUAGCAAUAUUUUACCACUUCAUUUAAGAUUAAAGCGUAUACUAUUAAUUCAUCCAGUUGAAAGUGCAAGAAUUGCCAUAACAAAUUUUCUUAAAAAUUUUGAAAAAGUUGGUGUAUUUGAUACCUGUGAUAAAGGAAUUCAUGCAGCAAAACAUUAUAAAGAAUUAUAUAACCAUGCUGCUUAUGAUAUAGCAUUUAUUAAUCUUUGUGAAAAAAAUGCAGAGGAAGUUACGAAGACUGUGUUAGAACUAAGAAAAGUACAUGAUGAUAAUUUAUUAAUUGUCUUUAUGAUAUUUUUAAAUACCAGUGAGAAAGCUUUAGCAACCAAGUUGAUUAAAAAAGUUGGAGGAAAAACUACUAGCAUUUCUAAACCAAUUACCUAUAUAAAAUUAAUAAAUCAAUGUUCAUGUAAUAAUAAUUUAGAAAAAGAUGUAGAAGAGAAUGUUUAUAAGAAUUUUGAAAACUCUAUAAGUUAUAAUGCUAAAAGUAUAAUGAACAAUAAUUCAGAAAAAUUUAAAUUUGACUUUGAAUCAUCUUUAAAAAUCAAUUUGGCAUCGUCAGUGACAUCACCAUUAAAUAUUAGCAAAAAAAGAAUGUCAAGUUAUGAAAUUGGAAAUACGGGGAAAGCUACUAAGUGUAGAUUAAUAACUUAUAACAAAAAACGUAUUUUAUGUGUGGAUGCUAAUCCUGUGGACCUCAAGGUUGAAGAACUUGGUUAUUCGACAUUAUUAGCAACUAAUGGUCAAGAGGCGAUUAAUAUUCUUCAAUCAGAAUUUAAAUUAUUAAGUAUUAAUAAUUCAAAAUAUGUUUCUGAAAAGGAUAAAAUGAAAUCUUUUGACAUUUCUUUAGUUCUGAUGGAUUGUAUAAUGCCUGAGACUUCAGGUUUCGAUACUUCACGAGCAAUUAGAUCACUAAAUUCACAAAUUUCAAAUAUUCCAAUUGUUGCUUUAACAGCUUCAAAAACAGAAGAAACAUACAAUAAAUGCAUAGAAUCAGGAAUGAAUGAUUGUCUUGUAAAACCUAUAGAAGCUGAGCAUUUUAUUAAGAUCGCUACCGAUUUGAGUAUAAAUGAUACAGUUUAA
This is a messenger RNA of Racocetra persica, 1588 nucleotides long. The record is from the annotation of a GenBank genome assembly. NCBI's taxonomy places the organism in Eukaryota, Fungi, Glomeromycota, Glomeromycetes, Diversisporales, Gigasporaceae.